UCUCAUUGCUGCUUGAAGUCAUACUUGCCGGCAAAUAUUAUUUUUAUUUCACGUAAUGUUUUUUUACAUCCUAAUAUAAGGGAACACCUGAUACUACAAUGGACCGAGUAGGUAAGGAUGUGAAGUCACCUGUGUUGAUGCCAGUUUUAUUGAGUGCCGUUGCCAUUCCUGUUUCCAUGCUUUUUUGGACCAUUAAUGUUAUUUACACAUUCGUUAAUCCCACUGUUAAUGAACACGUUGAUGAAGGACACAACGUUAUAUCGCCAUGGAGAUGGCUUGCAGCAGUGGUUAUUCCACUGUUAUGUGCACUAUAUGGAAUAAAGAAAAAAUCUAUAGACCUGAAAGGAUCUAUCCUUGGUUUUCUGAUAGGUUUCAUCAUGACACUAACAAGUUUUGCUCACAUAGCAUGUCUACUUGUCUUCUUUCUUUCUUCUUCAAAGGCUACAAAAUUUAUGAUUCACAAAAAAAAAGAAAUUGAAGAACUUGCAUCAGGGACCAGGAGAAAUUGGAUCCAAGUCGCUUGCAAUGGUGGAAUGGCCAUGCAGUUGGCUCUUUUAUAUUUAUUAGAUGUCGGCUGUGGAGAACGUCCCAUUGAUUUUGAUAAGUAUUACAGAAGUUCAUGGUUGUCCGUUGCAAUAAUGGGCUCUAUAGCUUGCUGUAAUGGAGACACGUGGGCUUCUGAAAUCGGUACAGUUGUUGGACAAUCAGAUCCUUUGCUCAUUACAACAAGAAAUAAAGUACCAAGAGGGACUAAUGGUGCAGUUUCCUUGGUUGGUCUGAUUGUGUCUGCACUGGGUGGUCUUUUAAUAGGUUUAACGCAUUAUGUGGCCUUACUUUAUACAGUCGACAGUGCUGUUCUUGAAACGUCGGCACCACAGUGGCCUAUUAUACUUCUAGGAUUAAUUGGUGGCUUAUUGGGAAGCAUUGUGGAUUCUAUUUUGGGAGCGACGCUUCAAUAUUCAGGAAUAAAUGAAAAAGGAAAAAUUGUUGAAAGACCAGGAAAAGGUGUGAAACACAUAAGCGGCCGACAAAUUCUCGAUAAUCACAGUGUCAAUCUUCUCUCCAGCAUUAUCAUAGCUUUGAUUCUUCCGAGAAUAGCAAACUGCAUAUGGCCUUGAAAAACUGUUUUUUGUAAUAAAAAAAAAAAAAACUAAGAGUGAUAUAAUUGCAUUUACAUAAUAUAUGGCUGGCCAUUGGACAGUUAUGAAAGUAUCACGUAUGGAAAUUAUGAACUGAUUGAUAUUAAAGUAAUAAUAUUUUUUUAUACCAACAGACUGUGUAAAUAAUAAUUUUAUUAUCGGCAGUAAACUUAAGCAUAUGGCUAGGCGACAAAGCUGUGUGUUGAGAAAUUGUAUAUGUAUAAAAAAAAAAAAAAAUA
Copidosoma floridanum is the source of this 1378-nucleotide messenger RNA. Its product is annotated as transmembrane protein 19. Gene Ontology annotation, cellular component: membrane. NCBI's taxonomy places the organism in Eukaryota, Metazoa, Arthropoda, Insecta, Hymenoptera, Encyrtidae. The record is from RefSeq and is a predicted model, not a curated record.